This is a messenger RNA of Serinus canaria (Common canary), 1749 nucleotides long. RefSeq names its product pre T cell antigen receptor alpha (gene PTCRA). Lineage: Eukaryota; Metazoa; Chordata; Aves; Passeriformes; Fringillidae. The transcript has 5 exons. The record is from RefSeq and is a predicted model, not a curated record. The coding region runs from base 43 to 552 and encodes 169 amino acids.
GGUGGGGGCUGAGCCCUGGCGGCCCCAUGCGCGGCAGCUGCCAUGGAGCUGCUCCGGGUGCUGCUGGCUGCCGCUCUGCUCCCGCUCCUGCCCCUUGGCAGGGCAGCUGUGCCACUGCCUACGCUGACCCGGCCAUUGAGCAUGGUGCUGGCUGGGCAGCGCCGGCAGCUGGUGGUGUGCGUGGUGAGCGACCUGGCCCCCAGCUCUGGCCAUGCCGUCUGGAUCUCCGGUGGGAACGGUAGCAUCCUUCAGUCCUUUGCCUAUGGGGCCUCCCAGGAGGAUGGUGGCACCGUCUGCUCCGUCUCCCAGCUUUCCAGUGACCCUCCGCGCGAGAGGGAACUUGCCUGCCAUGUGGGGGCCAACAGGACCUCCCCGUCCCACAGCUCCCGCCCCAUCCGCAUCACGGGCAACGAGGAGGCAGCAGAGCUCUGUAGCACAGCUGUGUCACCGGCCCCUGCCUUGGCAGCGCUCCUUAUGGCUGUCCGUGUGGUGCUGCUGAAGGUCUUGCUCUCUGAUGCUGUCCUCACCUCCAUCCUCCUCGCCCAGAGCUGAGGGCGUGAAGGGCUUCAAACCUGUGUCAGUGCUCAGCAAAAGCUUCAGGGAGCAUCUGGAUAACUGGACUCAGCACUGAGCACUCCUCCUGGCAUGUGUGGAGACGCUGCAGCAGCUGUGGUGUGGAGGGGGACAACCUUGAGAUCCAAGGGUCUGCAGGAAGGAGAGAUCAUCCCACCUCAGAAAUGGCCACAGUUGCCUCCCACCCCCUUGUGCCAGCAGAGAAAGGAUUGUUCAGGAGGUGCACAUAGGGCUUCUCAACGCCACUGGAGAAGCCACUUUGCUCUCUUCCUGCCUGAGGCUUCUCUCAACUCACAUUAGUGCCUGGGAGAAGACAUUGGCUCAUUGCUGUCAGACCAUUCCUGCUGAAGCUUGGCACUUCUUGUAAAGUGGGGCUCGAAGAAGAGGUGGCUCCUGACAAACAGGACCCCACAGCACUGGACAAAGCUUUCUCCAGCCUCCUGAGACCCUGUUUUGGGGGGAGGAAUAGCCACACCAUGCCUGGCUUCCAUUCCUCCCCAUUCCCACUUGUAAACCCCUGAGGUAUUUCUCCUGCUGUCUGUUUCUAUAGCUCUGUUGGGCUCUUUUUACAGAAGAAAUAAAGCCUUUUUUUUUUUUUAGCUUUAUAAAAAAUAACCAUGCACUGUGUUCUAAAUCUGUUGAUGAUGCGGUCUCUGCUGCAGGCAGAGCCCCAGGUUCUGUUCCUGGAGGCCACAGCCAGCACUUUGUGCUGUCACCCAGCCCACCGAGCCCUGCCAGCUGCUCAGUCCCCAGCACAGCCCCAGUGUCCCCAGGGCACUGAGAGCAGAGAACCACUACCCAGUGGGACAUGCUGCCAUCACGAGGAGAAGCUCUGAGCCACACUGGGACUUGCGUUGCAAAAGGACCCUGUGCUCUUCCAAAAGGAGGAGAGUAGCUUGUGGCAGGGAGGUAGAGGCUACUGGGGGGAAAGCUGCAGGCAGAACUGAGCCUGUGUGACUUCCAGCUGUGCCACAGCAGCUGGUUUAGUCUGAAGCUUUGGUUUGGGUGUUCCUGCUUCAAGCGUUCUCCAGUGGAAGCAGCUGAGCCAUUCCUGGUUAUUUCUUUGGAUGGCCAAAUGCCCGGUUCCUGGGCUCGUUCCGGCUGCUGUCCCAGGUGCUCUGUCACGCUGCCUGUCUGAACAGUGACACCCCCUAAAGCACCUGUGCUCUCUCCUUC